Messenger RNA from Lathyrus oleraceus (garden pea), 1066 nucleotides. RefSeq names its product DNA-directed RNA polymerases II and IV subunit 5A. The transcript is spliced from 3 exons. Gene Ontology annotation, molecular function: DNA binding. Gene Ontology annotation, cellular component: RNA polymerase III complex; RNA polymerase II, core complex; RNA polymerase I complex. The record is from RefSeq and is a predicted model, not a curated record. Lineage: Eukaryota; Viridiplantae; Streptophyta; Magnoliopsida; Fabales; Fabaceae. The coding region runs from base 163 to 783 and encodes 206 amino acids. Gene Ontology annotation, biological process: transcription elongation by RNA polymerase I; transcription by RNA polymerase II; tRNA transcription by RNA polymerase III.
AAAUUCCACAUUAAAUUAGCAUAAUCUGAUCCAGCUUCUAUCUCUCUACGAAACAUCGGUCAAAAGCGAAAGAUAACCCUAGCCGCAACGCCGUAGCUUCCGCCACCACCAAGUCACCGAACCCACAAAUUCAUCCUCCGUGUUUCGAAGAGCGGCGCGACAAUGGUACUCACAGAGGAUGAGAUAACGAGACUAUAUAGGAUCCGUAAAACGGUGAUGCAAAUGCUUAAAGAUCGGAAUUACCUCGUCGGAGACUUUGAGCUUAACAUGUCGAAACACGAUUUCAAGAAUAAAUAUGGCGAUAAUAUGAAGAGAGAAGAUCUCGUUAUUAACAAAGCCAAAAAAGAUAAACAGUCCGAUCAGAUCUACGUCUUCUUCCCUGAGGAAGCUAAGGUCGGCGUCAAGACUAUGAAGACUUACACCAAUCGGAUGAAUUCUGAGAAUGUUUACAGAGCGAUCCUUGUUUGUCAGACUAGUCUCACUCCAUUUGCACGAACAUGUGUCUCUGAAAUGGCUUCCAAAUUCCACUUGGAAGUUUUUCAGGAGGCGGAAUUGCUGGUAAACAUAAAAGACCAUGUGCUUGUGCCGGAACAUCAGGUGCUCACUGAUCCUGAGAAGAAAACCUUACUUGAGAGAUACACUGUUAAGGAAACUCAGCUACCUAGAAUCCAGGUAACAGAUCCUGUUGCAAGAUACUAUGGCCUGAAGCGUGGACAAGUUGUUAAGAUUAUCCGGCCAAGUGAGACUGCAGGAAGAUAUGUUACAUACCGGUUUGUUGUUUAAGGAUUUCCUUGUCUGCUGAUUUUGUUGAGAAACACGGACAAUGAUUAUACAACCUUUUUUUUUUGGGUAAUGGGUGACAGUUACUACAUUUUAGUAGUUCGUGUUUACCUACUUGUUGUAAGCCUAAGGAAAUGUGGCUAAAAUAAUAUUAACGUAUGAGACUAAGUUUCCUUUGGCAACAAACUUGAAUUAACAGUUCUAUAUGCUCCCUGGUCAACUUAAAGCUAAAUUCAUGUUCAUUUCUACUAAGAUUAAACUUCUGGAACAAUCUUGAAUUCGAUUA